AUGUCACCUACUCCUGGUGCGUGUUCGUUGGCCGGGUGGUCGCUGGACGCCGAGACCCCGGCCGCCUGCUGGCCUGCUGGCCGGGUGGUCGCUGGACGCCGAGGCCGAAGCCUGGUAGGGCACGCCCCGGGUCACCCCGAGGCCCAGCAGACUGAAGCCGCGAUCGGGCAGUCCUCGGGCGGCCCUCCUCCUGCGCUGACCUGUGGAUUUCCACAGAUGCGGGAGCGACCCGGCAUGGCGAGGGAGAGAGCAGCGUGUGAGUUACGGAAGAACGCAAUGCAGGGUACCUGCUGCACACACCCCAGCUCAUCUCCCAGGAGCUACAAGCGCAGACCCCGAAGACAGCAAGAGGAAGACUUACCCAGGACGUCUGUCCCGUGGAGCACCAGGAAGGCAAGAAUCCUUGGGAUAAACGUUGUGAACAAUUACCAGGAAAAUCCCAUAGUGCAAAAGCUCAGUGGCAGUGCUGGCCUCCUUCACGUGACGGAGAAUUCCUACAAAUAUGAGGAGCGUCGGCGUGGACACACCUUGAACCAAGUCCCGAAUGUCAAGGGCGUGACUGCAGUCAGUUCCUACGAAUGCCACGAGUGUGGCAAGGUCUUCACGAAUCAUCCAUCGCUUAAGGUCCACAUCAGCUCUCACACGGGGAGCAAGCCCUAUCGGUGCAAGGAGUGUGGGAAAGCCUUCCACUUCCUCGCUUGUUUUAAGAAGCACAUGAACACUCCCAGUGAAGGGAAACCCUACACCUGUAAGGAAUGCACGAAAGCCUUCCGCUGUUCCUCCCUCUUCAGGGCACACAUGAAGAUCCACACGGGAAAGACUAGCCAUGAGUGCCAGGAAUGUGGCAAAGCCUUCAGCUGCUCCUCCUCCCUCACAGAACACAAAAGAAUUCACAGCGGAGAUAAGCCCUACGAAUGUAAGGAGUGUGGCAAAGCCUUCAGCUGCUCCUCCUCCCUGUCCAAACACAAGAGGAUUCACAGUGGAGACAAGCCGUAUGCGUGUAAGGAAUGUGGGAAAGCCUUCAGCUCUUCCUCUCACCUCAUCAUCCACAUACGGAUUCAUACCGGGGAGAAGCCCUAUGAAUGUAAGGACUGCGGCAAGGCCUUCAGCGAGUCUUCCAAACUCACCGUACAUGUGAGAACACACACGGGAGAGAAGCCCUACAAAUGCCAGGAGUGUGGAAAAGCUUAUAACUGCCCCUCCUCCUUGAGUAUCCACAUGAGGAAACACACUGGAGAGAAACCCUACGAAUGCCUGGAGUGUGGGAAAGCCUUCUAUCUGCCUACCUCCCUUAAUACACACGUGAAAAAUCAAAGCAGAGAGAAGCCUUAUGAGUGUAAGGAGUGUGGCAAGGCCUUCAGCUGUCCCUCCUCCUUCCGAGCACACGUGAAAGAUCACCCUGCAAAGAUCCAGUAUGAAUGCAAGGAGUGUGGGAAGGCCUUCAGCCGCUCCUCAUCCCUCACGGAGCACUUGAGGACUCACAGCGGAGAGAAGCCUUACACGUGUAAGCAGUGUGGCAAGGCCUUCAUCAGCGCCUCCCACCUCACGGUCCACGUCAGGACACACACCGGAGAGAAGCCCUACGCGUGUAAGAAAUGUGGGAAGGCCUUCAUUUACCCCUCGGCCCUGAGGAUCCACAUGAGAACACACACUGGGGAGAAGCCCUACGAGUGUAAGGAGUGCGGGAAAGCCUUUCGCCAUUCUUCCUACCUCACUGUCCACGCAAGAAUGCACACAGGAGAGAAGCCCUUUGAGUGCCUGGAGUGUGGGAAGGCCUUCAGCUGCCCCUCAUCCUUCCGAAGACACAUGAGGAGCCACACUGGAGAGAAGCCGCACGAGUGUCAGGAAUGCGGCAAGGCCUUCGUCUGUCCUGCCUACUUCCGGAGACACCUGAAGACACACGCUCGAGAAAACACCUGAGGCCAAGGCA
This is a messenger RNA of Ochotona princeps (American pika), 1930 nucleotides long. Its product is annotated as zinc finger protein 699-like. Lineage: Eukaryota; Metazoa; Chordata; Mammalia; Lagomorpha; Ochotonidae. Gene Ontology annotation, biological process: regulation of transcription by RNA polymerase II. Gene Ontology annotation, molecular function: RNA polymerase II transcription regulatory region sequence-specific DNA binding; DNA-binding transcription factor activity, RNA polymerase II-specific. The record is from RefSeq and is a predicted model, not a curated record. Bases 1 to 1920 code for a protein of 639 amino acids. The transcript is spliced from 5 exons. Gene Ontology annotation, cellular component: nucleus.